CACGCCCUAAACGUGCCGUGCUCAAUGUAAGAUGUUAGCAAACGUCAAAUGGAGCCUCUUAGCCACAGCUGUUGUCAGUUUGCUGCUAUGCACCGCACAAGCCAUUGAACGCGCGCCAGCGCUUGCGAACACGUCGGCGCAUGCGCCAGCAACACCAGCGCGUCAGCUACAAACACAGCAACCAGCAUUGCAGUCAAGUGCGCGACAAGCACGCGCUACCACAGCGUACUCAGCUGCGCAUGGUCAGCACGCUUCUUUACCUAUUACCCCGGCGCCCGUCGCGCCCUCUGUAGACAAUCGGCGUACCGCGCGAAACCUCUACGCGCCUUUCAACACCUUCAGUAAGGUGGAUGAGGCGCCGUACACAGAUUGGCGUCGCCGCAGCGAUGGCACCGUAGUACAAACAUUUGGUGCAUACCGUAGUGGGCGCGCACUUUCAACGACCGCGCAACAACCACAAAUUCUACCACAUUUCCAACAAAGUCAGCCAGUGCAGCAGUCACAUCCGGCAGCACAACGCCGCUCGGAUGUCAUAACGACUGUCGAAGUGAUACCAGCGCCAGGAAUCGAACUAUCGAGCAGCACCAGUAAUGGCGCCAUAUCCGGUUCUUUACCCAUAACAAUACCCAAGCAAGUGGUGCCCGACGCAAAUGCCGCCGCAUCUAUCGCUGCGGCGACCACCGCCAUAGCGAAUGCGACGCGCAGCUCACGUCAACGCAACUAUGUAUAUAUACCACUGCAACAGCAAACCAGUGGCGCAACACAGCUGCCAAAGCGCAACAACAGCUCAUUCGGUUACCUGGGUCCACCUACACACGCUGUAGCUGCGGUAGCACAAGAAUUCGGCGACGAGUUGAUACAUACGCAAACAGAUCGCAUUGAUGUGGCCACAGCGCCAGCUGCAGACACCGCCAUCACUUCAACAGAUAAAGUAGAUUAUGAGGAUGAAAAUGCAGCACGUCGCAAUGGUUUCAAAUUCCCCAGCUACAGUUUGAAACCAGCGAGCCCUUUUUACCCGCAAGGCUAUCGGGAAGACAAUCCCAUCUUCACCGAAACAGCUGGGUUUGAGUCGCCCUAUAGCGAGGAGGUGCUGCCCACGCAAUACGAUCAAGAUACACGUCAUACACGUCAGUUGAUCUAUGACACCGCUGAUGCAGUGCCUAUUUCGCAUCCCUUCGAGUUUCCCGGACUGGCGUCAAACACAAAACCUCAUUCACUGAGUGGAGCUAUUGCGGGUGGAAAGCUAUUUCGUGAGGAGGUUACGAAAUUCGGCGAUAUAAAUGGGCCCAUCACCGCUGUACCACAACGUCCACAACGCGGUUUGUUCUAUGGAGAUACAGAAUUCAGGACAGGUCCGUCGCGACCAUAUGCGCCGCAGAAGGCUUUCAACGAGUACAUUGGUCCAAAUGGACCACUCGAUUUUCAGAGUUCAAGGAAAAGUCGCUUCUUCCCUUUCAAAUCAUCGCGCAGUCCACGCGUUGUGUUUCCGGUGAACGAUAACAUUGGUACAACGGGUCCGAGUGGCAGCGGGAAUGGAGUUUACUUUAGCGAUAGCGUAGCUUUCAGAGAUCAAAACUUUGGCCUCAACGACUUGGCUGCCAUUCAAGACGUCCGCAAUGAAUUCAGUUUACAGGACAUAGACGGCAGCACCUCAGAGACCAGUUUGUCGAGUGUGCCUUCUUCCGGAACAUUCAAAGAAAAAGGUUGCGGCAUUUCACUGGCCAAACAGGCCGCUCAACGGCGCAUAGUCGGCGGUGACGAUGCCGGUUUCGGUUCAUUUCCUUGGCAGGCGUACAUACGUAUCGGAUCCUCGAGAUGCGGCGGUUCACUGGUGUCGCGUCGUCACGUCGUUACCGCCGGUCAUUGUGUGGCACGUGCCACACCACGCCAGGUUCACGUCACUCUUGGCGAUUACGUAAUCAACUCUGCUGUCGAACCUCUGCCGGCCUAUACGUUCGGUGUGCGUCGCAUCGAUGUGCAUCCGUAUUUCAAAUUUACACCGCAAGCGGAUCGAUUUGAUGUGUCCGUAUUGACGUUGGAGCGGCCGGUGCAUUUUAUGCCACACAUAGCACCAAUCUGCCUACCGGAAAAGAAUGAGGACUUUCUUGGAAAAUUUGGAUGGGCAGCCGGCUGGGGCGCUUUGAAUCCUGGCUCAAGACUGCGGCCAAAAACGCUGCAGGCGGUGGAUGUGCCGGUGAUUGAAAAUCGCAUCUGCGAACGCUGGCAUCGUCAAAAUGGCAUAAAUGUUGUCAUUUACCCGGAAAUGAUGUGUGCCGGCUAUCGAAAUGGAGGCAAAGAUUCCUGUCAGGGUGACUCUGGUGGGCCGCUGAUGCAUGAGAAGAGUGGCCGUUGGUAUUUGAUUGGCGUGGUUUCAGCUGGCUACUCGUGCGCCUCGCGCGGCCAGCCGGGCAUCUAUCAUCGUGUACCUUAUACGGUAGAUUGGAUAUCCUACGUUGUCGGUCUAACCACCAAUCUGUAGUAAAAGUGAAUAUUCUCGAAUUCACUUGUUUCAAUUUAUAUUAAAAAAAAGAAAAAAGAAAUGCUCAACAUUCUAAACUAAGCGACUUCUAAUUUAUGUAUUUGAUUUUUCAAAAA
This is a messenger RNA of Rhagoletis pomonella (apple maggot), 2595 nucleotides long. RefSeq lists its product as uncharacterized. Lineage: Eukaryota; Metazoa; Arthropoda; Insecta; Diptera; Tephritidae. The transcript has 7 exons. Gene Ontology annotation, molecular function: serine-type endopeptidase activity. The coding region runs from base 32 to 2479 and encodes 815 amino acids. Gene Ontology annotation, biological process: proteolysis. The record is from RefSeq and is a predicted model, not a curated record.